AUGGAUUUGACCAAAAAAUGGGAAGCAUGUGAAGUAGUAGUAUUCAGAGUUUUGGUGGUUGAUCAUGAUUCUACAAGCCUAAAAAUUGUGUGCAAAAUGCUGGAUUUGUGUAGAUAUGAAGUUGUUAUUGCUAAUUGUGCCAUUGAUGCAUUGAGGAUGGUAAGAGAAAGAGAGAAUGAAAUCCAUCUGGUUUUAACAGAACUCCAUUUGCCUGAUAUGGGUUCAUAUGAGUUUCUGGAGAAGCUUGUUAUGGACCAAAAGACAUUGAAGAAAUUGCCAAUUGUUAUUAUGUCGGAUGAUGAUAACGAAAUUGCAAAGCUGGGAUGCCUAUUCAAAGGAGCAAUGUUACAUCUUGUAAAACCACUCACCAUGAAAACUAUAAGAAAUCUAUGGCAAUUUGCAAUUAUCGAAGGAAUUAUUACACCACCACCACCCAAUAACGAUAAUAUUCUUCAUAAUCCUGUUUCUGUUCUUGUUCAACGACAACAACAGAAGAUGAUCAAAAUUACAAAACAACAACCUCAUCGUUCAAAAACAGGAAUGAAGAGGCCAAAGCUGAUAUGGACUCAACAAUUGCAUAAUACAUUCUUGCACACCAUUCAAGCAUUGGGACUUGAAAAAGCCCAUCCAAAGGAGAUACUUCAACAUAUGAAUGUCCCUGAACUAAGAAAAGAAAACAUUUCAAAUCAUCUGCAGAAGUUUCGUCUGUCAUUAAAACGAGAUGGAGAUGAAGAUGAAGAGAAUUAG
This is a messenger RNA of Cucumis melo (muskmelon), 747 nucleotides long. RefSeq names its product two-component response regulator ARR10-like. Lineage: Eukaryota; Viridiplantae; Streptophyta; Magnoliopsida; Cucurbitales; Cucurbitaceae. The record is from RefSeq and is a predicted model, not a curated record. The transcript is spliced from 5 exons. The coding region runs from base 1 to 747 and encodes 248 amino acids. Gene Ontology annotation, biological process: phosphorelay signal transduction system; cytokinin-activated signaling pathway. Gene Ontology annotation, molecular function: DNA binding.